Messenger RNA from Abrus precatorius (Indian licorice), 1297 nucleotides. RefSeq names its product pyrrolidone-carboxylate peptidase-like. Gene Ontology annotation, cellular component: cytosol. Gene Ontology annotation, biological process: proteolysis. Gene Ontology annotation, molecular function: pyroglutamyl-peptidase activity. The transcript is spliced from 5 exons. The record is from RefSeq and is a predicted model, not a curated record. The coding region runs from base 238 to 903 and encodes 221 amino acids. Lineage: Eukaryota; Viridiplantae; Streptophyta; Magnoliopsida; Fabales; Fabaceae.
UUCGAAGGAGACACUGACGCCCGCACCCACCUGUACUGCCAUAUUUGUAUAAAUAUUUUCUUUUCCUUCUCUCUAUUUUUCUUCUAAAUCUAAUCGGAAUCUUUGCUAGUUAAUCAACUUUGAGUAGAUAAGACUCGUUGAUGUGUGUCAUCUCAAAGAUUCAAGAUUUUUGUAUUUGGAAAUUAGUUUUCAGUUGAAGCUCUAACCAUUACUAGCUUUACUUAAUAUCAUCAGCCAAUGGGUUCUGAAGGUCCUACAACACCGGUAACAACAAUUCAUGUGACUGGAUUUAAGAAAUUCCAUGGAGUUUCAGAGAAUCCAACAGAAACACUUGUCAAUAAUUUGACAGAGUUCAUGAAUAAGAAGGGUUUGCCAAAAGGUUUAGUUAUUGGGAGCUGCAGUAUUCUUGAGACUGCUGGUCAAGGUGCACUUGUUUCACUGUACCAGAGAUUACAAUCUGCCAUAAGCGCCAAUGACUCUGAAUCUUCAAGUUCCAAUAGAAUUAUUUGGCUCCAUUUUGGGGUUAACAGUGGUGCAACAAGAUUUGCUAUAGAGAAUCAGGCUGUCAAUGAGGCUAAUUUUCGUUGCCCUGAUGAAAUGGGAUGGAAGCCCCAGAAAGUCCCCAUUGUCCCUUCAGAUGGUGGAAUUUCACGAACAAGGGAGACUUCACUUCCUGUUGAGGAGAUCACCAAAGCCUUGGUAGAGAAGGGAUAUGAAGUUAUGUUAUCAGAUGAUGCAGGUAGGUUUGUGUGCAAUUACGUUUACUAUCAUUCCCUUCGCUUUGCGGAGCAAAAUGGGAUCAAAUCCCUUUUCGUGCACGUGCCACUCUUCUUGACAAUAAAUGAAGAGACUCAAAUGCAAUUCGCUGCUUCCUUGUUAGAGGUGCUUGCUUCUAUAUCUUAGUAUCAUACACUCAGACCCUCAAAAGUGGGAGCUCGUAUAAUUGUUCUGGUGUUGGCAUCAUGUUUAUCAAAGUGGAUGAAUGUAUCUUCAAUGAAUUAUUUAUAAUAAAAAUAUCAUAUUUAAAAUGGAAACAGUUUGAAAAAAAUGGUAUGUGUGGUAGACUUGAGAGACAUUUGCUCUAUCAGCUAAUGUUUCUGAUUACAAGUUCCAGCACAUUGUGAUGGCAGUGGCAUCUUCAAUGUUUACCCUGUGAAUAAAUUUUCAUCUUCUUUAAUACUUUUUUCCCGCUAGAUCAUGCUUUAGAAUAAGUGUAUCCCGAUAUACAUGCAGAAUAUGUUCCAAUAAACUAAAAAGAGUUAUAUUAUUUAUAUAAUAUUUACUUCUCUUUUUUAUC